Messenger RNA from Ixodes scapularis (black-legged tick), 1880 nucleotides. Its product is annotated as molybdopterin synthase catalytic subunit. The coding region runs from base 1232 to 1669 and encodes 145 amino acids. The record is from RefSeq and is a predicted model, not a curated record. NCBI's taxonomy places the organism in Eukaryota, Metazoa, Arthropoda, Arachnida, Ixodida, Ixodidae. Gene Ontology annotation, cellular component: cytosol. The transcript has a single exon. Gene Ontology annotation, biological process: Mo-molybdopterin cofactor biosynthetic process. Gene Ontology annotation, molecular function: molybdopterin synthase activity.
GAUCGACGCAACACGGCUGAUUAAAAGUAAACGCCGAGUUCACACUUUUCGAUACUGGUCUGUCGUGGGUCUGUCGGGAAGCUGGUAAAGGGAAAGUACUAAACACUUUGUCAAAGUUUCCAUAAUUUUAGAGGCGUGUGAAAAUUUUGAGAAGGCAAUUUCCAAAGCAAUGACGUUUGGAGCAGACGAUUGUGCGGGUCACGUGAAUGGUGUGACGUCGCCGCGUCGUCUGCUGCACAAUGCCGCUCAGCUCAGGCAAUAAAAAAAAAAAAAAAAGAAAUACAUUCUUACACGGCACACAACUUGGCGCAAAUUCUUGUAAACUGUUCCUUUACCAAAUCAAAAGCUAUUGUCGUUCCGUAUAUGUACAUCCCCAAAAUAUUCAAGAAACAACGAUUUUCUCCUCACGUUCCCCGCGUUCCCCUUGCAUUUGUGACAGGAGUUGGAACCCCCGGGCGUUUGCCGCUAGUCGCCAAGAUAUGACGUCACUGCUCUCAAGUCGGGUCGGUGGAAACAAAAAUAACAAAAAAAACACUUAAUUUUGUUUUUAUAACACUCUCAUAGUCAUUUUUUGCACUUUCUUGGUAUACACGUACCACUUUUGUUCCUCACUUUUUUCAAUAACUCUAUGCUUUUUUCAACUGCUUUUAUAACAUUUAUGACUAACAUGUGGCGCCAUCUAUUCAAAUUAGAGAAGCUUUCACUUAAAACGUCACGCCUAGUAUAGAUAGAAGGCAUUUAAAGGUCGCGGGAUUCCCGGUUAGACGCAUGUGCGUCUGUCGUCGAGCUCGUAGGAAGGGUAACUGCGAACACACCGGUCCACGCAAUCGUCUGACCUAAAUGGAGCCCAUGUACCUCGUAAAACGUCCUCGAGACCUGCAACGAGGAUAAGCGACGUCGAAGGCCCGGUCCUCUCCACUGCAACAACAACGACGAGAUGCCAUGCACCCCGAAGUCGUCGUGAAAGUGCUCCUGUUCGCCAAGGCCCGCGAUUUAGCCGGUGGCGUCUCCGAACUCUCGCUCCCGUUCCCGAGCGUGCUCCGAGACGUCGAAGAGCUGAAGCAGGUGCUCUUUUCCACCCACCCUCAGUUGCGGCCGCUGCAGCACUGCGCCGUCAUCGCCGUCAACGAAUCGUACGUGGAAUCCGGCGCUCAGCUGACGUUGCGCCCAAACGACGAGAUCGCCUUUAUACCUCCCAUCAGCGGCGGCUAGAAGCCUAGCAAGCGCAGCGAUGGACUACACGGAGCUGUGCACGUCCAAGAUCGACACGGAGAAGCUGAUUUCGCAGGUAGGUGCCCCGGACUGCGGCGCGAUUUCCGUGUUUAUCGGGACGACGAGAAACCACUUCGAAGGCAAGAGGGUGCUGAAGCUCAGCUACGAGGCGUACGGGCCCAUGGCCGAGCGAGAGCUGGUCAGGAUGUGCGCGGACGUCCGCACCAAGUGGAACGUCAAGAACGUCGCCGUCGUGCAUCGGCUGGGCGAAGUGCCGGUGGGGGAAGCGAGCAUCGUUAUCGUCGUUUCGUCAGCGCACAGGGAGGAAUCUCAGGCGGCCGUGAAGUGGAUCAUCGACCAGGUCAAGAGCAGGCUGCCCGUCUGGAAGAAAGAGAUCUACGACGACGGACUGUCCGAAUGGAAGGAGAACAAGGAGUGUUUCUGGAACGCGACUUGAAGUCCAUCCCCCGUUUUCUUUUAUCCACUGUUCUCGUCAUUGUUAUUAUAUAUACCCAAGUUUAGUGCAUCGAUACCUUUGUUGAUUCGAUGUGAGGAGGGGAAAGUCUAUUGUUCCCUGUUACCGCGUUGUUCAUCGAUGACAUUUAUGUAAUCCAGAGCACCAGUCAAAAGGAAGGAGCAAUAAACACAUGUUUGGUUUUUCACGAUGA